AGUGAGCUACCUCUUAUGAAAUAAAGAAAUGGAUGCAAUGGAUGAGACCUCUAAAAGAAUCCUUUUAGAGCCAUACCAGUAUUUACUUCAACUACCAGGUAAGCAAGUGAGAACCAAAUUGUCACAGGCCUUUAAUCACUGGCUGAAUGUUCCAGAAGAUAAAAUACAGGUUAUCAUUGAAGUGACAGAGAUGUUGCACAAUGCAAGCCUACUUGUGGAUGAUAUUGAAGAUAACUCAAAGCUCCGACGAGGCUUUCCAGUGGCACACAGUAUCUAUGGGAUUCCAUCAGUAAUCAACUGUGCUAAUUAUGUGUAUUUCCUUGGCUUAGAGAAGGUUUUAACCCUUGAUCACCCAGAUGCUGUUAAAGUUUUUACUCGUCAGCUACUGGAACUCCAUCAAGGUCAAGGCCUGGAUAUUUACUGGAGAGAUACUUACACAUGUCCUACAGAAGACGAAUAUAAAUCUAUGGUGCUGCAAAAGACAGGUGGUCUGUUUGGAUUAGCUGUAGGCCUCAUGCAGCUAUUUUCAGACUACAAAAAAGACUUAAAACCACUACUUAACACACUUGGUCUAUUCUUCCAAAUAAGGGAUGACUAUGCCAACUUGCACUCCAAAGAAUAUAGUGAAAACAAGAGUUUUUGUGAAGACUUAACUGAGGGCAAGUUCUCAUUCCCAACUAUUCAUGCAAUUUGGUCAAGACCUGAAAGUACUCAGGUGCAAAACAUUUUACGUCAAAGGACAGAGAACGUAGACAUAAAAAAAUACUGUGUACAUUAUCUUGAAAAUGUGGGUUCAUUUGAGUACACUCGGAAUACACUGAAAGAGCUUGAAUCUGAAGCCUACAAACAAAUUGAAUCACUUGGGGGAAAUCCUGAGCUUGUAGCACUAGUUGAAUACUUGAGCAGAAUGUUCAAAGAAGAUGAAAACUAGCAUUUAUUUAACUCCUGGAGACAGAU
Tinamus guttatus (white-throated tinamou) is the source of this 957-nucleotide messenger RNA. RefSeq names its product geranylgeranyl diphosphate synthase 1 (gene GGPS1). Lineage: Eukaryota; Metazoa; Chordata; Aves; Tinamiformes; Tinamidae. The record is from RefSeq and is a predicted model, not a curated record. Gene Ontology annotation, biological process: isoprenoid biosynthetic process. Gene Ontology annotation, molecular function: prenyltransferase activity.